This is a messenger RNA of Aspergillus alliaceus, 589 nucleotides long. RefSeq names its product RidA family protein. Bases 129 to 545 code for a protein of 138 amino acids. Lineage: Eukaryota; Fungi; Ascomycota; Eurotiomycetes; Eurotiales; Aspergillaceae. The transcript has 2 exons. The record is from RefSeq and is a predicted model, not a curated record.
CUCCACAGGAUUAAAUCGCGAUUUAUUCGUCGUUAAAGCACACCUAGUACAACUCGGAAGCGUUACGGUCCCUCCAACUCAACCUUCGGGCGUCAGUACAGCUCCUUUUCAACAAUUUCCCCAUAGCCAUGUCGGCCCAAAAGCCUCAGACCUUCAACCCGGAAAAUGUUCAUAAGCCGCGGCCGGUUUACAGCCACGUGGCUACAACCCCCAUUUCUGGUCCAUCCAAAUUAAUCACCAUCGCCGGCCAGAUAGGCGUUCAUCCUAGAACGGGUGAAGUGCCGUCGGAUUUCCUUGCUCAAGUUGAACUGGCUCUGGAAAAUCUACGUCAGUGCCUCAUCGCCGCUGGGGCUACAACACGCGAUAUCGUCAGGAUCACGCAUUACAUUAUUGACGUCGGCAGCAACGCAUCCGAUAGCUUUCGGAAACAGUACAUGGACUUUAUAGGUGAUCAUCGGCCUCCAAGCUCCCUCAUUGGCGUUACUGCUCUCGCAGAUCCCAGGUUGCUGUACGAGAUAGAGGCAACCGCGAUUAUUGCUGAAUAGAUCUAUUCUGAUAUGGCCGUCAAGUAUUGUGGAUGGGCGAGAAC